AGUUCUGCCCACGGAGCGCGCGGAGUUCGGCGCGUUCUGCCCGGUGCAUCCGGCCCGCAGCACUGCCCACAGCACUGCCAGCGGAGAUCGCACCGCACCGCACCGCGCCGCACGCUCUGCCCGCUUCUGCUCGCACUGGACACAGGUACCAACACCUCCCAGCCACGAUGGGCUGCCAGGAGACCGAGUACCUGGAUGAGCACGGGAAGUGCGUGCCGUGCAGGAGCUGCAUGCCUGGGCAGGAGCUCUCCAAGGACUGUGGUGAUGGUGUGGGGGGGGAUGCACAGUGCAUUGCUUGCCCUCCCAGGAAGUUUAAGGACAGCUGGGGCCACCAUGGCUGCAAGACCUGCCUGUCCUGCACCCUCAUCAACCGCAUCCAGAAGUCCAACUGCACAGCAACAGCCAACGCAGUGUGCGGGGAAUGCCUGCCAGGGUUUUACCGCAAGGCACGGCUCAGUGGGCAGCUGGACUGGGAGUGCAUCCCCUGCACCAAGCAGACACCCUCCUCUGAGCCCCAGUGUCAGUCCAGAACAAACCUGGUGAAAGUGGCAGUUCCCACCGUGCCGCCACAGGACACAGCCCUGCUCGCCCUGACCAGCAGCGCCCUGGUCAUCAUCGUGCUGGUGCUUCUGGCCCUCUCCAUCAUUUACUGCAAGCGGUUCUGGAAGAGCCAGUGCCAGCGAGUUUUCCUGCGGACGCAGAACUUCUCAGGCCAACGGGCGAUGUUCCCCACCUCAGCAGUGCCCGGCAGGUUUCUUUGUGAGGAGCAGAUGUCCGGCCCCUGCUGCUUGGGCAUGAAGAACCUCAGCCCCUGCUACAGGCAGACAGAAGGACCAGUGGAAGCAGUUCAGUUCAUUUCAGAGGGAGAAGCCAUCGGUCUCCAGCUGCCACCUGCCCAGCCUGAGCUGGAGCUGCCACCGGCUGUGGCGGGCAGUCCUGUACCCAAGGGCCAGCUGGCUAGGAGCAGCCUGGAGAGCCAGCCACUGAUGCGGGGCUGUGCCGAGCGCCGGGCCACCACCAUGACCCCCUCUGACGUCAGGUCGGGCACAGCAGAAGCCCUGGCCCCACUCUCCUCCUGUGCCUCUGAGAUGCAGCACAAGUGGCCGCACACCCCGGUGGAGUGCACCGAGCUCGACCUGCAGAAAUUCUCCUCCCAGAUGGAGUUUGUGAGCAGUGAGCGAUCAGAGGAGGCGGGGACCCGGGCAGCCCCCAAGGAGAGUGGCAGUGCGGCACUGGAGGCCAACAGCGGGCUCAGCAUGAGCCCGGCGAGGGGCAUGUCCACGGCCAUGCAGAGCCCUGCCAUGCAGAGCCCUGCCACUGAGAGCAGGGAGCGGCAGGUGAAUGAUGCUCAGAGCCUUGUGACUCAGAUCAGCAGUACAAUGAAGGGUCUCCCUGUUGCAGAGCUGCCCCAUUCCUUGGUGCAGUCACUCGCUUUCUUGUUAGACCCUUCCUUGAACGGUGUGAAGAACUUCAGCCACGUGGCUCUGGAGCUGGGAGUCAUGCCUCAGUUGCUGGGCCACAUUUCUGGAUUUGAGCAGCUCGUUGCCCACCUCACCUACUCAGGAGACUCCGUCACCAUCCCCCGGCUGGCCCAGGCUCUGCAGCGACUGCAGCGCUUCGACGCCCUGCUCCUGCUGUGCGACCACUUUGCUCUCAGCCAGAUCCAGGGCCGCCAGUGCUAGGAGAAGGCAGGGAAGGGACAGAGGAAAUUGCAAGCACUGUGUGUACUGGUACGGGAGAGGAUCUGGUAGCCCUGUGGUCACAUCAUCUCCCUAACGUGCAUGUGGGAAGUAUAUGGAGAUGGUCUUUGUAUUGUGGAAUAGAAGCAUGCAGGCAUCCUUCCUUGGUGAAGAGCAGAGGAGCUGGGGAGGUGACAGCUCCAUGCAUUCUCACAGCUCUCACUCCUGCGGGAGGCUGUGCUCAGCUCCUGCAGUUCUUUUUUCUUCAGCUGUACUUACACCCAUGUCCAGCAGCAUAGCAAUGUCACAGUUGCUGUGCCGGUCGGUGUGUAGUAAGCCUCGUCCUUUGCGAGUUGUUGGUGCUGGGAUCAGUUCUGUGUGGACCUUGGUCAUGCCAGAUCUCUUUCCCAGCUCCUUCCUCUUCCUUCCUUGCGUGCAACAAGCCAUGAGGGUCUCUGGAGGCCUCAGGGUGUCUUCCACACCAACAGCUGAUAUUUGCUGACUUCUCCUCAGUUGUGUACUGGUCACAGACAGGGCCAACAAUCACUUCUCUCCCAUUCCAGUUUGUCAGAACUUUUUCCUUUGGCCCAUACUUUGUUUUUCUGGAUUCCUGUUCCUACUUUGUGUUGAAUAUCUGUUCUCUGCUCUCUGUGCACUGGAGAUGCAGUUCCUGGAGGAGGACCUGCACUAUCGUCACUGUGUGGCUGGGGGUCACGCAGUCAUUCUCAGUGCCACUGCAGCAUUUGGCAUGUUUAAAUUCAUUUCCUUUACUUGAAAAGGUAUGGUUUUCUUAAAGGAGCACAGUUUUCUUAAAGUACCAGAAUACUUUGGUGUGGGUUUGUGUUGGAUGCAGCGUUGUGCUGCUCCCUGCCCAGGGCAGUGUGUUUGCUCCCUGGUCUGCUGGUGACCAGCUGUGCUGUGAAGUGCAUCCACGUGCUGCUCGCUCGGUGUGGCUCUGGCAUUGCUGCAGGGUGCAGUGGAGUGCCAGAGGCCGGGACCCUUCACUGCCUUCUGCUGCAGCACAGGGUGCAGUUGGUGCCUGAUCACUGGUAGGCACGUUGGGGCUGGCUGGAGACCGAAACUCAUGACCGUGACUGCACUGCAGGGAGUGCAGGAGUUCCUGUGCCAAUCACAGCAGAGCAGGCUUAUUUUAUGUUGGUAUUUUCUUUCUUUCUUUCUUUCUUUCUUUCUUUCUUUCUUUCUUUCUUUCUUUCUUUCUUUCUUUCUUUUUUUUUUUUUUUUUUUUUUUUUUUUUUGUCUGCCUAAAAAUGAGUUAAUUUUCUCAUUUGUGUAAGUAGCUGUUAGGGAGGGAACACCCUUCUACAUUUAAUUUGCUCCUGAUGGAUUUGUCAGGGCUUGUAGCCGUUUGGCCUGUGUGAGACUCCCCACGAGUUUGGGCGCAGAGCUGCAGGGCAGCUUGCAGGGCUGGUGGCUGCCUCCCUGCUCUGUACCUCUGGCAUCAGGAGCUCCCUGUGUCAUAGGGCUUCCAGGGGGCCUUCUGACAAGUGGGUUUAUGUCACACAGCAGAGUGACUCGGAGCAGGACGCCAUGCGCUGCCUUAGGCAGCAGUGCCCACACAAGCCCCUUGAUCCAGGAUUUUUGUCGAGGGCAAAUCCCAGCACAGCAGGCGGGGAGUGGCCCUGUGGGGGCGGGCGGAAUGCAGGGCCCCGUCAGCUGGGGGAGAUGCCCGGCACGCGCCCGGCCCCGCCGUGGCGGGGAUGCCUGUCCCAGCAGGGAUGCCUGCACCGCUGAGGUCAUGGUGCAGCAGCUGGCGGGAGCUCACCUCCCUGGCUGUGCUGUCUGAGCCAUCACUCAGGUUCUCUGAGCUGAGGUCUUUGUGCCAUGCCCAGCUUCAGCAGGUGCUACGAGGCCAGGCUGGGAGCUGGUUGCUGCAUGGUGGGCAGGAGGUGCUGGCCCCCAGCUUCCUGCCAAUUGCAUCGGGACAAUGCGGCGCUGAGCCGUCUGCCUCUGCCCACGUGUGCAUAUGUGUGUCUUGGUACCUGCACCUCGUGAGCUCGGAUCUUGAGCAUCUCAGUGCUCUGACCAAACCAUGCUGUUAGUUGAUAAACCCGGGGAUUUGGGCAGCAAGGUGACCUUGAGGCACUGAUGGGAGGCAUUACGCUGGUGCUCACUGAGCCAGGACAGCACCCAAUCCUACUGAAGAUCGGAGUGUGAAGUGCCUUUAGGUCAGGGACCUGGGUUUGGCUUCUCCAGUGAUAUACCAGGGAAAAUGAACCUGUCUUGUUUCACCCCUCUUUCUGCACCAUUUUGUGCCUGCUGAGUGCAUUUCUCUGCCUGACUUUGUCCCCUUGCCCUGAUCUUGCUGCUUUUACACAUGGGGGCCAGUGGACAUCUCGGGCCAUUUCUGUCCUUCCCGGUGCUGCUGUCCCCUUGCAGCCUCUGCUUGCAGCCAGGUGGCUGUUGGUCCUGAGUGUCUGUGCCCCAGGGCCCGUGGGACACGCUUGCUGCGUGUCAUGUCCUUGCUGAAGGCUGCAGCUGCCUUUGAGCGCUGUGUCCUUCCCCUCGGAGCCGUCUGUGCUGUUCCUGGCUGCUCCAGCGGCGCGGUGGUUGCCAGCAAGUGGCACUGUUCCCCUGCCGGGGCAUCCCCAGGCUCUGCCUCUUAUCUGACCACAGUGCUUGGAGAAAGUGCACGACUUUCUGGGAACACAGCCCUCCCUCAGAUCUGCCCAACAACAGUAUUAAUAGAUGUUCUGGUUUGUUUUUUUUUUUUUCUCCCUUUCUCGUGUUAAAUGCUGUUAAGACUUGAGCGUGCUCAGGAUGUAGUCAGAUAAUGGGAGGCAUGGACAGCUUCACUGGCUGUACUGUUUUCUCUCCCGCUGUUUCUAUCUUCCAGAGCCACGGUUGUUUCAUUGUUCUUCGCCUUGUGAGAAACAGAGAUGUCAGUCAGACCUCACACCCUUUGCGGCUGGGGCUAACCAGGCUCUGGGAUGUGCUUGUUCUGUUACAGAGCCAUCAGGGAAAGCAUUUCUGGUGCAAACACAGCCCGGUGACCUGGGCUAAACUUUUUUUUUUCAUCUGAGGUUCAUCUGUAGCAAGGAGGAGGUAUUGGAUUAACACUUAACAAAUUCAGAUAUUUAAUCUCUGCAGACACACUUCACAAAGAUGAGUUUGCCUGUUUGAGCAGGAGCGAUCAUGCAGCUGAGCUAUCGGCUGUGGCUCUGGAGGUGAAGCCAGGCUAGUGCCUCACACUGUGCCCCUGGAGCUCCUUUCUCUGCCCUGUGGUGGGGACCAGGCUGUGGCUGCUGCCCCUGCAGCACUGCAGUAAAUUGAGAACAGAGCAGCUGAUGAGAGCACAGCAGUGCAUGCUGCAGAGCCUCACAGGGGCGGUGGCUUCUGUCCCUCGUGCCCACAUUGGGCACUUCUGUUGAUGUAGGUGGGCUCUGGACAGGAAAAUAUUUGUUUUUUUCCUUCUUCAAAGAAAUCAGCCCCAUUCUCAUAGCUUUUAAGGGGGACUUUGAUAUUUUAGCUGUUUGAUGCCUGAGCAAUAUCGCUCAUGUUCAGAACCUACCUCUGCCGUGGUGCUGAGGAGGCGGCACGCAGGGCCGGUCGCCGCAUUUUAGCUGUUUUAACUUUAUAACUUUUCACUGUGUUUGUUGUCCCUGGGCCAGCUGGGGCCACUCAGAGCUGCUGCGGUGUCACUGUGAGCCGCCGCGGGCGGUGCUCCAUGUCUGCUGCAGUGCUCUGCCAUAGGGCUGUGUAUGGCCGCCAUCAAACUGUGCUGGCAGCAGGCUCACAUCAGAGCCUACAGGGCUGCUCCUCACCGCCUGGCUGAAGUCCUCAGAAGAGGGGGACCACAGAAGCCCAAAGACGGGGCCAUGGGACUGCAGCUUGGACACAGGCAGAUGGCGGCCAUCGCUGGGCAGGUGGGCGAGCGUGGAUUUCUUUAUCUGGGAACUGUUAGGCUUGAUACUUGACUUCUGAUUUUUCUCCUUAAUAGUAUUUUCAGCACAACAAUUGGAAUGUAAGGGAAGGAGGUUCCCAUAGCACUGGAUCUUGCGUUUCAACUUCAGGAAGCUGCUGGUGCCAAGCUGGCACAGCUCAAAGAAAGUUGGAAGAAUUAAAAUAAUUCGGCAUCUGUGCAAACUUUAGUUGGGACUGAACAAUGGAAACACUCUUGGGCAGUGGGAUUUCUGCAACAAGCAAUUGUUGUGACAACAGUCUUGUCUGGAAGUCUGACCUACAGAAGAAUUUACGCGACGGGUUUCAGUCCAGUGCUGUUCUGAAAGCUCCUAAGCACACACUUAAAGAUAGGCAUGUACACAAAUCCUAUUAAAGUGAACAAGUAAUCAGUACAUCCUUGUGUGCUAUUCCUGAAUGGGGUGUGUAUAAGAAUUGUACCUUCGCUGUGCUGUCCCGUGAGCAGGCAAUACUGCAGAAAGCUGUUUGAUCAGUCUGAGCACGCGUUCAGAAGUCUGCAAGUGCUAAGGAGAGAUGCACUACAGUUUGUUUAGAUGACUUAAUGUUGCAGAUUCUGGUGCUUUUCUGAAAAUAAGUAUCGUUCUAUAGCCAUGGUUUACCUCUAGGAAUACUUGGUAAUUUUUAUGGUAGAUGUUAUUUCUUCAAGGUUGUGAAUGGGUUAUUUAUAUUUUUGUAAAUCCUAUGUCGUUAGCAUUAUAAUUCUGAAGGUUAGUUGUUUCCAUUGUGUGUUGGUUUUUUGUUUUUUUGUUUUUAGGGGGGGGGGGGGAGGGGGAAAUGUUGUCUGUAUUCAAAUGAAACAGUAGCUGAAGCUCUUAAGUUUUUGUUUAAUACGGGGUGUUUGUUCCCCACAUUCCACCCAGAUGUGGUGCUGUUGGAUGCUGUGUACAUGUAGACAAAUAAAUCCCAGAGUUGGA
This is a messenger RNA of Gallus gallus (chicken), 6532 nucleotides long. RefSeq names its product ectodysplasin A2 receptor (gene EDA2R). Gene Ontology annotation, cellular component: plasma membrane. Gene Ontology annotation, molecular function: protein binding; tumor necrosis factor receptor activity. The transcript has 9 exons. Gene Ontology annotation, biological process: tumor necrosis factor-mediated signaling pathway; positive regulation of JNK cascade; positive regulation of canonical NF-kappaB signal transduction. Lineage: Eukaryota; Metazoa; Chordata; Aves; Galliformes; Phasianidae. The record is from RefSeq and is marked provisional. The coding region runs from base 168 to 1682 and encodes 504 amino acids.